CCCUGACGAUGGAAGAAGCACACUAAGGCGCAGCAGCGCAACACACACACACAGAUGGUCAGUGUCGGUGUUGGUGCAGGUAACCUGUUCACCAUGAGCCACCGGUACCGUGCGCGCUGCCUCUCCAUCGCCCUGCUGCUGUUUCUGCUCCCAGCUCACGGUCCGAGAUGCACAGCGGAGCUCGCGGUGGCGGCGGAAUACUCCUCCAAAACCGACUUGGACUACGAGUUUGGGGACUACCGGGGAAAGUGGUGCAUCGACGACCACGGAUUUGUUUACGGAAUCGGAGAGGUUUAUUACCCGAGCCCCACGGCGUGUCCGUGCACGUGCACCGUGGACGGUCCAGUGUGCGUCCGACCCAAGUGUCCACGCAUCCACCCCCGGUGCACGCGGAUCAGAUACAGGGCAUGUUGUCCGGUGUGCGAGGCUGUGGCCAGGGUCUGUGUCUACGGGGGCAAAACGUACCGGCUCCUGGAGGAGUUCAGGCUGUCAAGGUGUGAGCGAUGUCGCUGCGAGGCCAAUAGAGAGGUGUACUGCAGCAUUUCGGACUGCCCUGCCCCUCACUGCGUCAACCCCACCUAUGAACCCAACCACUGCUGCCCCAUCUGUAAGACUGAUCUCUACAGAAAUACAUUCCAUUACAUCAUCAUUUGUGGUUGGCAUGUUCUCUACCACCUUAUGGAAGGCCGUCACCUGAUGCUCAAGGGACUCCAAGUCAGACUCGGUCCAAACUGCUUUGCUGGGAACAGGGUGAUUCCAGCAGGGGAGCGUGUCAACAUUGACGAGCAGACAGUAUGCUACUGCACCUACCGGGAUGGGACGUGGCACACCCAUCCCCAGGCCACCUGUGAACGGCGCCCCCAGCCCAGCCCAACACCCAGCACCCACAUCAAGCCCCCCGAUGACAAGGAUUUUAGCGGGAAAGCAGGGAGGCCGUUUAUUCCCAGACUAGAUGUGAUACCAUGAAGUGGAGUGUAAAAUACCAAUUUCAUAGAGACAAAGCCAGUCAGCUCGUACAAAUAAACUACUAACUAAAAGUUGUAUGUAUUAGUAUCAGAAUAUCUAAAUUUAUAUAUAUAAUUGCCUGAAGAAAUGUGGGAUAAUCUGCAGGGUUGUUGGUGUUGGAGGUGAAAUUAGCAACAUCCUAAAAAAAAAAGACUUUUUUUUCCAUUUUCAUAUUCGCGCAAUUUCCAUUUUAAUUCACUUAUUCAAUUGUCCCAUAUUUAAAUACAGUGGCAGAUUUACCAACAGUAUUCUGAGUCAUUUUUUUAAACAAUUGCUCUUUGAUUUCAGUAGAUAAAAGUAGGCUUCUCAUUUCCAUCAAUUUUGCCACCAUAGACCUUUUUUAAGGCAGACAUUUUGGCAUGUCAUAGUAGGAAAAUCACUGGUGUAAUUUUAAAAUGAAAUUUUGUUCAUAGCUUUAGUUAGUAUUGUUGAGUUGAGUUGAUUGAUGUCUAAUUGCGGGGCUAAUAUGAAAGUCUUUCUGACACUACCGAUAUAGUUCCAAUGGCUCCUUGUUUAAGUAUGCUGAUGAUAUGGCCAUAGUUGGUGUUUUACAGAAAACACAUUCAAUCAAUCAAUUUCAAGCAAUCAGUUUUAUUUAUAAAGCCCAAUAUCACAAAUCACAAUUUGACUCAGAGGGCUUUACAGCAUACAACAUCCUUCUAUCCUUUGGACCCUCACAGCGGAUAAGGAAAAACUCCCCAAAAAAACCCAUCAGGUGAAGCUGCCUAUCUGGCCCACACUAAGGCCCUUCAAGCAUGGUGUCGCACAAGGUAGAAAUUAAUGUAGCCAAGAUUAAAGUAUUAAUUAUUUGCAUAAAUCAAGAUCUGAACACAGAGGCAGUAUGUCUUGAUGGCCAACAUGUUGAAACUGUAGAAAACUUUAAAUACCUUGGUACACUUCAGGUGAGCUUCUCUGGAAAUACUGAGUGUAGUUUAAAGAAAUGCUCACAGCAACUUCUAAGGAACCUUAGUGGCCUCGGUGUUAGACAGCAUAUUUCAGAACUAGUGUACAAAACUAAGAUUGAGUGUUUCAACUUUUUACCUUUCUGUCUAGUAUGGUCACCAGAACUGCACAUCUAAGAAUAAACUCUUUAGGGUUGUGUCAAUGGCAGGCAAAAUAGCUGCCUAGCCACAAAAGCCCUUGACACAAACAAGAGGAUUAAAGUAGGUAGUAUCUUAGCAGUUAGCUCUCAUCCUCUCUUCAGCCAGUUUAAGCUCGAGAGCUCCAGGAGUUGCUAUAGAGUCCCUCCGGCAACUAAAAAUGUAGUCAAGACGUCCUUUAUCUCAAAUGGCAUCAACAUUCUUCAGUCAGCAAGUGACUGAUGAAUUUUAAACCACAGACAGACACUGACAUGAACUCAUUUAAUGUGUAAAGUAAUGUCCUUGUCUAUAUGUCUGUUUUACUUAUUGCUUGCCUUUUUCUUUCUUAAGUUUCUCUCCUGAGUCUGGUGGGCUGAGGACAGAAUUUCCACCUUGAUGUAUGAUGAAGAUGUAUUCUAUUCUAUUAUAUGAAAAAAAAAGUUUCAAGUAAUUUAAGUUACCGUUAAGUUUGCCCCAAUUUGCAGUUGGACAUUGACACACCCACAAAACCUAUAACAAGAGCUCUUGUGCUGCAUGUAAAUUAUUAAAUACUUCUCAGUCUAUUAUGAACAUAUUUACAGCCAGCAGAUGUGUCAAAAUGUGACUUUUUUCACAGGCUGUGUCAAAUUAUGGACAUAGCUUCCAUGAUGUCACACACUUGUUUGUGGACUCCUGUUUGAAGCAUUGAUUUUAGCAUCUUGGCCAUCACCAUCUUUAGCUGGAAUCAACCAUAUCUGGAUGAGGAAGUGGAGGUGUGGAGGAGUGAGGAGUGAAUCUGACUGAGAACUGCUGGGAACAAGAGGUGAGGCCCCACAGACAGCCUUUCAUUCAAAACUACCACACCCUUAAUUAUGCCUAACUGUAAGCCUGAAUAAAAUGUUUUAAAAAUGCCUAUCAAAGUUAUGUCCUCAGUUUCUGUCAACUCCAUCAUAUUUUUUCAUAAUUCUAACUAAAUCAGGCAAUAGCAUGGUUAGCAAAAUCCUUGAGGACACCUUUUAAUCUUCCUGACUGUGCUGAAUGCAGCACUACCAAAUAUGCUCUGUUAAGUUUUACAGUUUUUUAAGUUUUUUUUAAUAUUUUAGAAAAAUGUUGAUAUUCCUACGGUCACAGCUGGAACAUGUCAACACUGUCUCUCCAUUAUGAUGAUUUUUUUUUAAAACAGUAGUGAAUCGAAUUUAGACAUGUUAGCGAGGUUACUGAGACAGCUAGCAAGCAAGGAAAACCCAGGUAGCUGCAGUGUACAACUCCUGUUUUGGCGGGAAAAUACAUUCCCUUUUGCCAACUCUGUGACGGAGUUGACGGAGUUGACAAAUCCACCUAUAACCUCUAAAUGUGUGAAUAUAAUAUUAUCUGUGAACAGGGCUGUUUCAAGACCAGCCACCCUCCUCCCCUGACAAGUAAAGAACAGUCCCUUCAUAAGUAAAGAACAGUCCCUAAAGUGCGGUGAGGUUUGUGGACCGUUACCUGCCACAAAGAGAGAAAGCUGGAAAGCUGAAAUGUGAAAGGCUCGUUUCUCCUCUGACACAUCACAUACCUGUGUGCUGCCACAGCUCAGCUGUUCAGGUAUUUCUGGGCAGUCAUGAAAGCAGCAUAUUGAGUGCCAGGUUGCCAGCGCGCGACGUUGUUGGACGGCGCAUGGACACUCACCCUCUUGAGAUUGGACUUUGAACUUAUCUCACAGUAGUGGUACCGUGAGGUACCAUAGUACUACGAUACUCCAACAAUGCCAGUGCAGGUGGCAACCAAUCAUGCGGGACAUGGUCUCAAUAUGCGUGACGCGUGAAAAGAGAAAGAAAUGCUGUGCAAUCCCGCACAAUGCGGGGUGUCUGGUCACUCUACUUAGCCACUUGCAAGCAGCAGCUAGUAGGGGGCCCCAUUAGGGGGGAUUCCAACGUGUUGUCGUUGUUGCAGUGUCUAUAGGGGUUCCAUCAUAUUGUCAUUGAUGCAGACCAAUGUCAGCCGUCUCUGGGGGCCCCCUUCCAGCUCGGGGCCCCAGGCAAUUGCCUAGUUUGCCUGUCCGGUUGCGACGGCCCUGUCUGUGAACAUAAUAAAGGUUUA
Messenger RNA from Epinephelus fuscoguttatus (brown-marbled grouper), 4142 nucleotides. RefSeq names its product von Willebrand factor C domain-containing protein 2-like. The coding region runs from base 55 to 966 and encodes 303 amino acids. The transcript has 5 exons. The record is from RefSeq and is a predicted model, not a curated record. Gene Ontology annotation, cellular component: AMPA glutamate receptor complex. Gene Ontology annotation, biological process: negative regulation of BMP signaling pathway. Lineage: Eukaryota; Metazoa; Chordata; Actinopteri; Perciformes; Serranidae. Gene Ontology annotation, molecular function: protein binding.